Molecule: messenger RNA, 1617 nt
Organism: Gopherus evgoodei (Goodes thornscrub tortoise)
Lineage: Eukaryota; Metazoa; Chordata; Testudines; Testudinidae
Product: HLA class II histocompatibility antigen, DR alpha chain-like
Exons: 5
Coding region: 2-841 (279 amino acids)
Biological process (GO): immune response; antigen processing and presentation of exogenous peptide antigen via MHC class II; positive regulation of T cell activation
Cellular component (GO): membrane; MHC class II protein complex
Molecular function (GO): MHC class II protein complex binding
Source: RefSeq, a predicted model, not a curated record
UAUGUGCCCCCCCGGCCCCCUAGCACUGCCAGCCCUGCACCCAGCCCAGUGCCGGGGAGAGGAGAUGGGCGCAGGACGGGGCGUCCCCAUGGCCCAGCUGGCCCUGCUCACCCUGCUGGCCCUGCCGGGUGCCGGGGCAGUGAGAGUGGAUCACGUGCACUACCAGGCGGAGUUCUACCAGCGCACGGACCGAUCCCAGCAGGAGUCUGGGGAGUUCAUGCAAGAGUUCGACCAGGACGAGAUCUUGUACGUUGACCUGGAGAGGAAGGAGACCGUCUGGCGCCUGCCCAACUUUGGCAAGUUCGCCAGCUUCGAGGCGCAGGGCGCCCUGAGCAACAUCGCCGUGGACAAGCACAACCUGGAGAUCCUCAUCAAGCGGUCCAACUGGACACGGGCUGAGAAUGUGCCCCCUGAGGUGACCGUGUUCUCUGAAGAACCCGUGGAGCUGGGGGAGCCCAACGUCCUGAUCUGCUUCGCGGACAAGUUCUCCCCACCGGUGCUCAGCGUGACGUGGCUGAAGAACGGGCAGGAGGUGACGGGGGGCGUCUACGAGACCGACUUCUAUCCCCGCCAGGACAACUCUUUCCGCAAGUUCUCCUACCUGCCCUUCCUCCCCAGCCAGGGCGACUUCUACGACUGCCGGGUGGAGCACGAGGGACUGCCCAAGCCCUUCACGAAGCACUGGGAAGCCCAGGUGCCCACCCCCGUCCCCGAGACCACAGAGACCCUGGUGUGCGCCCUGGGCCUGGCUGUGGGCAUCGUCGGCAUCAUCGCAGGCACCAUCCUCAUCAUCAAGGGGAUGAAGAUGAACGCCGCCCGCAACCCACGGGGCCCCUUAUAAACGCGGGGAGGAACUGGGGCCCCUUAACCCUCAGGUGCCUUCGUGAGACCCCCCCAGCAUCCCUGCUCCUGUCAUGUUGCUGCCAGCUGCUGUACCCAGGCGGGAGCCCCCCAGCCCCGUAACUGCGCCAAGUCAACCCACUAGAGACUCACCAGGGAGCCGGCCCCCUUGGGCUGCCCCUGCACCCCCUUGCUGGGCUUGGGAGGGGGGCACCUAUCCAAGGAGAGGGUUGCUGCCCAUGGGGCUGGGAAUGGGGGUCGCCCCUCGUCAGGGGGCAGCAGGGGAGAGGGCUGCUGUCCCAUGGGGCUGGGAAUGGGAGUCGCCCCUCAUCAGGGGGCAGCAGGGCCCAUGGGGCUGAUCCAAACCCCAUUGCCAUCAAGGGGAAGGUUUCGCUUGACUCCAGUGGGUGCUGGAUUGGGCCCCGAGCCCGGCCCCUAUUGGCCAGAGGCUGCUGUCAGUCACCUCAGGUGAAGCCCCUCCAGCCAUUACCCAGCAGGCUUUGGGCCAGAUUCGGCCAUUCCUGGUCAAUGGGGUCCCUGUGGGGCAGGAUCAGGCCCAUGGCUAGGGGGGCAGCCUCAGCGCCCGGUUAAAGGCCCCAUCGCACCCGUGUGCUGCUCCCCCGGGGUCCAGCCCUGCUGAGCCCAGCGCGGGGUCUGUGUGGGAAGGGCCAGUCCCUGUACAGGCCCUGCCGUGUGCCCUGUGUGUGUCCACACCCUGCGUGCCCCCCCCCCAUCACUCUGCAGCUUUGCUAACAGCAAUAAAGUGGGCUUUUGGGA